Messenger RNA from Adineta ricciae, 252 nucleotides. Lineage: Eukaryota; Metazoa; Rotifera; Eurotatoria; Adinetida; Adinetidae. The record is from the annotation of a GenBank genome assembly.
AUGCUAUUGGAUGAUAUCCUUUCAGUAGAUGAAAUCGUCGUUUUAAUAACAUUUAAUACUGUUGAACGUAAGGAUGCACAAUUAACUGGUGAUCAAUUUCGAUAUCUAUCAACAGUAAUGAAUUCGAAUCAUCUCGGAUGGAUUUCAUUAGAAGAACGUCAAGAUAAACAUCAUCAUAAGGUUGUUCGUGACCGCGAUCGAUAUUAUAUUGCUGGUGGUGGAAUAGCUAAUCGAUUGUUCUAUACAGCGUAA